AUGGCGCUACGCAGAGCGGCCUCCCUCGUCCUCAGGCAGCGCCUCCGGACCCUCGGCCCCGCCCCCGCGCCCAAGCCCCUAAACCCUCUGCUCCCGCAUCCCCGCCGCCACUACUCCCCGCGGCCGCCGCCCGCGCUCCCCGCGUCCGCCCGCGUCCUCGCGGAGGCGGCCGAGGAAGCGUUCGAGGCGGCCUCCACCACCACCGACCUCUUCGCCGCCUUCUCCCGCCUCGAGAACGCCGUCUCGCCCACCGACAAGCGGCUCGCCCUCGCCUGCCUCAAGCUCGGCCAGCACCUCGACUCCUCGGCCUCCGCCGACCCCUCCCGCGUCCUCGAGCUCGCGCUCCGCUCCGUCGGGAUCCUCGAGGCCGGGGGCGCCAGGUCCUCCGGGGCGUCGUCGGACUCCGACGCCGUCUCGCUCGCCAUGGCCCUCCACCUCGCCGGCUCCGCCUCCCUCGACCUCAACCGCUUCCACGACGCGCUCUCCUUCCUCUCCCGCUCCCUCCGCCUCCUCACCCCGCUUCUCCCGUCUAAAGAUGCCGCCGUUGGGGAUGAGGGCGGCGACUCCGACGCCGAAGGGUUCGACGUGAGGCCCGUGGCGCACGCGGUGCGGCUGCAACUCGCCAACGUGAAGACGGCGCUGGGGAGGCGGGAGGAGGCGCUCGCCGACCUGCGCGCCAGCGUGGAGCUCAAGGAGUCGAUCCUGCCGCCGGGCAGCCGGGAGCUCGGCGCGGCCUACCGGGACCUCGCGGAGGCGCACGCCUCCGUGCUUGACUUCAAGCAGGCGCUGCCCUUCUGCCAGAAGGCGCUGGAGCUGCACGAGUCGACGCUGGGCAAGAACUCGGUGGAGCUCGCGCAUGACAGGCGGCUGCUCGGUGUGAUAUACACUGGCCUGGAGCAGCACGAACAGGCGCUUGAGCAGAAUGAGAUGUCCCAGAAAGUGAUGAAGAAGUGGGGCGUGGCCGGCGCCGAUCUCAUUCAUGCCGAGAUUGACGCGGCAAACAUCAAGAUUGCGAUGGGGAAGUUUGAUGAGGCCGUAAGGGUGCUAAAGGAUGUCGCUAAGAAGGUGGAGAAGGACAGCGAUGCGCGAGCUCUAGUGUUCAUAUCGAUGGCCAAGGCGCUCGCCAACCAGGAGAAGGUCGGGGACACCAAGAGGUGCUUGCAGAUUGCUUGCGACAUUCUAGAAAAGAAGGAAGUGUCUGCACCUGACAAGGUGGCCGAAGCGUAUCUUGAAGUGUCCUCACUGUACGAGAUGGUGAAUGAAUUUGACAAGGCAAUAUCUUUGAUGAAGAGGAGUUUGGGGAUGCUUGAGAGGAUCCCUCAAUCACAACACUUGGAGGGGAAUGUCGCAGCUAAGAUUGGAUGGUUAUUGCUUCUGACAGGGAAGGUGACCGAGUCCGUCCCAUAUUUGGAGGAUGCAGUGGAGAGGAUGAAAGAAAGUUUUGGGCCGAAGCAUUAUGGGGUAGGGUAUGUGUAUAACAACCUGGGGGCUGCGUACAUGGAGAUGGACCGCCCCCAGUCUGCUGCACAGAUGUUUGCACUGGCAAAGGAAGUCAUGGAUGUUUCCUUAGGGCCUCACCAUUCAGAUACAAUUGAGACCUGCCAGAGCCUCGCCAAUGCAUACAACACGAUGGGAAGCUAUGCCCUGGCUAUGGAGUUCCAAAAGCGAGUGAUUGAUUCAUGGCGAAACCAUGGUCCCAGUGGUGCGGACGAGCUCAGGGAAGCCAUUCGUCUCUACGAGCAGAUCAAGAUAAAGGCCCUAGCAUUCAUGUCACCUGGUGUUGAAGCAAUUGCGUUGCCUGAACCUCAGGAACAGGAAGUCGAUUCUGAUCCGGCGAAAAUUGCACAACAGUAA
Messenger RNA from Triticum turgidum subsp. durum (durum wheat), 1854 nucleotides. Lineage: Eukaryota; Viridiplantae; Streptophyta; Magnoliopsida; Poales; Poaceae. The record is from the annotation of a GenBank genome assembly.